CGGUUGUUAUAUGCGACAAAAUGACCAGAUGCCACGCGCCAAACUUUACGUUUUCUGGAUGAUUCACGUUGCAGUUUAAGUUUUACUAGACGUUUUUGCCACCAUAGCAAGAACUUUGACUUAAGAUUAUUUUCACAAUGGCCCAGAUAAUAAGACAGUUAUACCAGUGACAAGGAACCCUGAUGUUUUUUCGGGAGAGGGGCGUGUACUAAUUAUGCUUGCUGUGCAACAGAAUGAGUUUUGAAAAUCCCACGGAUGGGGCCGAAAGCUAUCUUGCUCAACAGGAAAAUGAACUUGAAGCACUUGCAUCGAUCUUUGGAGACGACUUUGAAGAUAUACGAAAAAAACAGCCCUGGAAGGUUAAACGCCCACCUGAGGUAUACCUUUAUCUGCGACCGAAGGGACUGAGCAACGCGAAGGAGAGCUACGUUUCGGUGGACCUGGAGGUGAAAUGCCCACCCAAUUACCCAGAUGUACCUCCAAAAGUUGAAUUAAAGAAUGCCAAAGGCCUUUCCAAUGGCAACCUGCAGAACCUCCAUGUGGAGCUGACCAAGCUGGCUGCUGAGCGCUGUGGUGAGGUGAUGAUCUACGAGUUGGCCGACUACGUGCAGGGCUUCCUAACCGAACACAAUGUGCCACCACCUCGCUCUUUCCAUGAGGAGAUGCUGAAGAACCAACAGCGCGAGCAGGAGCGGCUGGUCCAGGAGGAGCAGCGGAGGAUCGACCUAGAACGUCACAAAGAGGAGCAGACGAAAAACGAGAUCUUGGCAGAACUCCAAAGAAGAGAGGACGAAAAGAAAGAGGAGAAGAAGCGGAAAGUAGCUAAACAGGAGCGCUUUGAGAAUGCAGACCAGCCUGCCUCGGACAUUCAGGUGCCGGCGCCAGAACAGUCAGAGACCCGAAAGGGCUGCACCAAUCGGCGACGGGCAAACUCCAGCAACCGGCACAGGCGGGAAACGCAUCAUUCCGUCUGCAGCGAUGAUGGCGUCCGGCAACAAGAGGUGCUGCAUUUCAGUAACAGUGCCUUGGGGGAGAUCAAGGUUCACAAAGGGAGACUCAUUGGGGAGAGCGAGGCGCUGAGCCGCAGUGUGUACCGAGCUUUCGAUGCAUCCUCUGGGGACUUCACUGUGGUGUAUGAGUGGACGCUGUGUUGGAACAAGAAGAUGGGCAAGUUCCUUACAGACCAGGAGAAGGAAAAAAUAGAGAAGUGCAAAAAACAGAUCCAGGGAAUGGAGAGCGAGCUGAACUCCCUGCUGAAAUUGGAGCACCCUCACCUGGUGCAGUACAUGGCACUGAGUCACCGAGAGCUGGAGGACAGCUUGGUGGUGGACCUGCUGGUGGAGCAUGUGACUGGCCACAGCCUGUCCCAGACGUUGGCUCGCGGGGCCCCGCUUCCCACGGACCGGCUGCGGCAGCUCGCCGCCCAGCUGCUGAGCGCCCUGGACUACCUGCACAGCAACUCAGUGGUGCACAAGAGGCUGACAGCCUCCAGUGUGCUGCUGGACGCCGAGGACACCGUGCGCCUCACGGACUACAGCCUGUCCAAGCGGCUGGCGGAUGUCUGCAAAGAGGACGUGUUCGAGCAGACGCGCGUGCGCUUCUCCGAGGCCGCAGUGCCCGCCAAGGCCGGCAAGAAAGGCGACGUGUGGAGCCUCGGCCUGCUACUGCUGGCGCUCAGCCAGGGGAGCGAGGUCAAGGAGUACCCUGUGUCAGUACCCAGCAGCCUGCCCGCCGACUUCCAGGACUUCCUCAACAGGUGUGUGUGCCUGAACGACGCGGAGCGCUGGAACACGCAGCAGCUCCUGAGCCACGCAUUCUUCAACCCCCCAUCCCCCAGGACCUCACCGCACUGCUAUGACAGUCCAGAAGACGUAGGUGAAGACUUUGCUUCCACCGUCGUCUCCCGCGGACGCAUCCUGGAAACCCCCUUCAGCACAGACAUCCAGAAGCAAUUCUCCCGCUACUACAAUGAGUUUGAGGAGCUGCAGAUGCUGGGGAAAGGAGCCUUUGGGGCUGUCAUCAAGGUCCAAAACAAGCUGGACGGCUGCUACUACGCCGUGAAGCGCAUACUGGUGAACCCGGCCAGCAAACAGUUCCGGCGGAUCAAAGGAGAGGUGACGCUGUUGUCCAGGUUGAAUCACGAGAACAUCGUGCGGUACUAUAACGCCUGGAUCGAGAGGCACGAGAGGCCGUCCGUGGGCGUGCUGAGUAGCGAUAGUUCCGAGAUGGCGAGCUCCCCAGGGAAGCCCCCCCGGUGUGUGAGCCGGCCACGCAAUGAACUGGGCCUGCCAGACGAUGUGGAGGACAAGGCGCCCCCGCCUGCCCUGUCCAGCUCCGUGGAGUGGAGUACCUCCAUCGAGAGGUCCACCAGCGCCAAGUGCAGCGGUGCCAACUCUGAGUCUAGUGACGAAGACGAAGAUGAAGAGGAAGACGUCUUCUGCCCCUCCUUCCUUCCCUGCAGCAGUGACUCUGACAGCGACAUCAUCUUCGACAACGACCACGGGAGCAAGGACAGCCUCUCCCAGGAGGCCCAGAGUAAGGGAAAAGAGGAGAGCGCGAUGGAGAGCACGGACUCCGAGAAGCCCCAGCUUAUCGCACAUUACCUGUACAUACAGAUGGAGUACUGUGAAAAGAGCACUCUGCGAGACACUAUAGACAAGGGUCUGCACUUGGACAGCAGCCGCCUCUGGAGGCUUUUCCGAGAAAUCCUCGACGGACUGGCGUACAUCCACGAGCAGGGAAUGAUUCAUCGAGAUCUGAAGCCUGUCAACAUCUUCUUGGAUUCCCAGGACCAUGUGAAAAUCGGCGACUUUGGCCUGGCCACGGACCAUCCCGCUAAUGUGGCUGCAAGCAAACAGGAGAUGGAGGAAAGUGGCUCUGUUUUGCUCAUUAAACCGGACCCUACAGAUAACUUGACGGGCAUGGUGGGCACCGCCUUGUACGUGGGCCCUGAGGUGCAAGGGAGCACCAAAUCCAGCUAUAACCAGAAGGUGGACCUAUUUAGCCUUGGAAUCAUCUUGUUUGAGAUGUCAUACCGGCCCAUGACCACCGCGUCCGAGCGUAUUGCUGUCCUCAGCCAGCUGCGCACGGAGUCCAUCCAGUUUCCUGAAGACUUUCGGGGGUCUGAACAAGGAACACAGAUGAAGGUGAUCAUCUGGCUGCUGAACCACGACCCCGCCAAGCGGCCCACCGCCGUGGAGCUGCUGAAGAGCGACCUGCUGCCUCCCCCUCAGAUGGAGGAGUCCGAGCUGCAUGAGGUCCUCCAGCACACCAUGAAUAACGUUAACGGCAAGGCCUACCGCACCAUGGUCAACCGGCUGUUCAACCAGAGCGUCGCCCCGGGCAUAGACUAUGCGUACGACAUAGACUUCCAUAAGGGGAGUUUUAAUGCCAGUGCUGCCAGACUCCAACAAUACGUGUAUGAAACGAUAACCAGGAUAUUCAAAAAGCACGGUGCGGUGCGUUUUCAGACCCCCCUGCUCAUGCCUAAGAGCAAGGCACUGUACGAAGGCAGUGACCUGGCCUGCUUCAUGGAUCACAGCGGCAUGCUGGUUACCCUGCCCUAUGACCUCCGGCUGGUUUUCGCAAGAUACGUGGCCCGGAGCAACAUUUCCAGUUUAAAACGGUACAGCAUCGACCGGGUGUUCCGACCCCGGAAGCCCGACCGCACGCACCCCAGGGAGCUGUUGGAGUGUGCAUUUGACAUCGUCACCCCUGCCACCAGCAGUCUACUCCCUGACGCUGAGACAAUCUACACCAUCUCUGAAAUCAUCCAGGAAUUCAGCACCCUGCAGGAGAGGAACUACAGCAUCUACCUGAACCACACCAGCCUGCUGAAGGCGGUGCUGCUGCACAGCGGUAUCCCUGAAGACAAGCUCCAGCAGGCCUCCAACAUCCUGUGCGACACCAUGACAGAAAAACUAACCCGGCGAGAGGUGGAGGCUAAAUUCUGCAACUUGUCCCUCUCCACCAACAGCGUACAGACACUUUACAAAUACAUCGAACAGAAGGGGGCACUCCAUGAGCUGCUCCCCCUGAUCAACUCCCUGACCAAGCGGAAAACAGCCGUUACCCAGCUAGCCAAGCAGGGCGUCAAGGAUCUGGAGGAGGUCACUGGCCUGCUGAGGAAGUUGGGCAUCAAGCUGCAGGUGGUUGUCAACCUGGGCUUGGUCUACAAAGUGCAGCAUCAUCGUGGCGUCAUCUUCCAGUUUGUGGCGUUCGUGCGACGGCGCAAGCGCACCGUCCUCGAAGUCAUUGCAGCCGGUGGACGGUAUGACCACCUGUUCCAGGAGUUCCGUGGCCCCACGUCCCCGCCUGUCGCCCUCUCUGCCGUCGGUGCCAGCGUGUCUUUGGACAGGAUCUGCGUGUCCCUAGCCAACAUGGAGGAACCUCCCUCUGUUAGCUCCUGUGACGCCCUGGUGCUCCCCAUGGGCCACACCUCCAUGAGUCGAGCCAUCGUCGUGGUCCAGAAGCUGUGGAGCUGCGGUGUCUCCGCGGAGAUCGUCUACGACUUGUCUCAGCCCCAGGAAGCUGUAUUGGAGCAUUCCCGCCAGGCUGGCAUCACCUGCGUGGUGCUGGUGUCAGACAAAGAAGGCAGCUACGUCAAGGUCAAGUCUUUCGAGAAAGAUCGUCAGUCAGAGAAGCGUAUUCCGGAAACAGACCUGUUGGAUCACAUAGUCCAGAAAUGUCGGACCAGGUCUUUUGACGAAAGGAAUGGCAGGGAUAUGUGUGAGAGUGUUUCCCUUCAAAACCCCAAAGGAUCAAUUCUUGCUAUCUCAGGGUCAUCAGAGCCAUACGGGAGCAGCAUCGCCGUGACCAUGAGCGUCAACAUCAUCGCUCCUGAAAAGGUGUCCGCCAGCACCAGAAGGCGCCAUGAAACGCAGAUACAAACCAGGCUGCAAAACCUCGGUAGCUAUUUGCAGAAUAGAAGCAGCAAUAUCGAAGUUCUGGCGGUUGACCUGCAGAAGGAAACACUCAUCAACUUCCUGUCUCUGGAGUUUGAUGGUGAGGAGCCGUUCAACAUAAGCGUGAAGAACCUGCUUUCACGGCUCCCCAAGCAGCGCUACCUGAAGUCCAUCUGCGACGAGAUCCACCGCCUGAAAAUAAUGCAGAGAGUGGCCGUGGUCGUUUUGUACAGCUACAAGGACGACUAUUACAAGGUCCUACUGUAAUCUCUGGGCUGGACUGAGGGAGGGGGUUCAGCUCCAUCGCCUCUACGAACAUGCGAGGCUCUGCUGGACACCCACCACAUGCAAAGCUGGUUGCACGUGUCGUUCCCUCGCCGACAGAAACGGUUUCUCUCCGAUCAGCGUGUACCAUUCCUGCACCUUGGAACCAACCUCGUUCAUUAUUUUAGAAAAAAGACAAAGUGUUAAAUCGUAUGAGCUGAUGUUUGACUAAGUACAAUUUGAAGAAUAAUGUUACAUAAUGGACAGUUUUAUAUUUUGGCAAAUUAAGUUUUAUUUACUGUGACAAUAAAUUAUGUAUUUUGCUUUGAA
This is a messenger RNA of Brienomyrus brachyistius, 5498 nucleotides long. It is a transcript of the gene eif2ak4, whose product is annotated as eukaryotic translation initiation factor 2 alpha kinase 4. Gene Ontology annotation, molecular function: eukaryotic translation initiation factor 2alpha kinase activity; ATP binding; protein binding. The transcript has 39 exons. Gene Ontology annotation, biological process: DNA damage checkpoint signaling; regulation of translational initiation by eIF2 alpha phosphorylation. NCBI's taxonomy places the organism in Eukaryota, Metazoa, Chordata, Actinopteri, Osteoglossiformes, Mormyridae. Bases 234 to 5171 code for a protein of 1645 amino acids. The record is from RefSeq and is a predicted model, not a curated record.